Messenger RNA from Sesamum indicum (sesame), 825 nucleotides. Lineage: Eukaryota; Viridiplantae; Streptophyta; Magnoliopsida; Lamiales; Pedaliaceae. The record is from RefSeq and is a predicted model, not a curated record.
UGAAUCUGGUGUAAUAUCGCAAAAAUGCCAUGACACUGGACUAUGAGUCUAAGCAAUAUGCUCCUUCACAUGUUGAAAACGGCACUGGAAGCAUGCAGAUGUUACAUGCACAUCCCGUGGCAGAAACAACCACACAUUUGGCUGACGUAGAAGAAACAAUUACAAGAAAACUGAACCAACCCUCUGAACAUCCUAUAUAAGCUUCAUCUUUCCACACUCCUUCAGGCAUAUCUAAAUGCACAUUCUCUUUUAGGCUCGACUGAGAAUGAGUCGUGUCUUUUACGUUCUUGUCUUUCUCUUGCUCAUUUCAAAAUCGGUCGUAUCUGUACCUUCAUGUGCGGAAGUAGUACGUGAUCUGUCGCCAUGCCUGAAGUUCCUGCAAGGCAAAGACGUGACGCCACAAUGUUGCUCAGGCCUCAAGAAUUUGGCAGCCAUUGCAAAAACGAAAGCUGAUCGAGUGGCCUCUUGUGACUGUGGGAAGCAAGCACUUUCUCAUUUUGACUAUGAUCCCAAGCGCUUCCCUCUGCUGCCCAAAAAAUGUGGAGUAGACUAUAAUAUGCCUGCGAUAGACAAGAACUUCAACUGUUCCAAGGUUGAACUCAAACAUUUGUCGUGAUAUAUAUGCUGCCUCAAAGGGUGGUCAUCUAUGGCUUCUUUGACACACGAAUAAAAGACUGUCCUAAGAUCUUUUACAAUGUAAUAGUUACUGUUGAAGUGAAGACUAGGAGUUCUCUGUAUGGGAAUUGGUUUUAUGUACUGGGAUCAAUGAAACACAUAAUUCUGACAAGGGAUCACAGUUUUUUAUAACAUGAAGUUAUGCUUUUA